This is a messenger RNA of Xenopus laevis (African clawed frog), 1145 nucleotides long. It is a transcript of the gene prkab2.L, whose product is annotated as protein kinase, AMP-activated, beta 2 non-catalytic subunit L homeolog. Gene Ontology annotation, cellular component: nucleus; nucleotide-activated protein kinase complex; cytoplasm. The record is from RefSeq and is marked provisional. NCBI's taxonomy places the organism in Eukaryota, Metazoa, Chordata, Amphibia, Anura, Pipidae. Gene Ontology annotation, molecular function: protein kinase binding. Gene Ontology annotation, biological process: signal transduction.
AUUGCACUAGCCCGCUCACUCCGAGGGACAGGGCCCUGCAGCUCCCGGGUUGCCUGAACCAACUAUGGGUAACACUGCAAGUGAUCGCAUAUCUGGAGAUCGGCAUGGCAAGUCCCACCGUGCAGAUGGAGCAACUGCGGGACACUCUACAAAGGAGCAUGAGGAAAACAAAAUCAUGGUUGGAAGCACAGACGACCCAAAUAUCUUUAGCACUCAAGAAUCUAAGCACCCUGGAGACUCAACAUGGACGCAGGACUCAGAGGAUCCAGGGAAAUCAUCUCAGCAGGGUCGUCCCACUGUAAUCCGUUGGACAGAAGGUGGCAAAGAAGUCUUCAUAUCUGGGUCAUUCAACAACUGGAAUACAAAAAUUCCACUGAUUAAAAGCCACAAUGACUUUGUUGCCAUUUUGGACCUUCCAGAGGGAGAGCAUCAGUACAAGUUUUUUGUGGAUGGGCAAUGGGUACAUGACCCUUCUGAGCCUGUGGUCACCAGCCAGCUUGGUACGAUUAACAACUUAAUCCAUGUGAAGAAGUCAGAUUUUGAAGUAUUUGAUGCUUUGAAACUGGAUUCAAUGGAAAGUUCUGACACGUCAGCUAGAGACUUGUCAAGUUCCCCCCCUGGACUUUAUGGCCAAGAGUUAUAUGCCUACAAGCCAGAAGAACGCUUUAAAUCACCUCCUAUCCUUCCUCCCCAUCUUCUGCAAGUUAUACUUAACAAGGACACCAACAUCUCUUGCGAUCCUGCGCUCCUUCCAGAACCAAAUCACGUCAUGCUAAACCACCUGUAUGCUUUGUCAAUAAAGGAUGGGGUAAUGGUUCUUAGUGCGACCCAUCGAUAUAAGAAGAAGUACGUCACCACUUUAUUGUACAAGCCAAUUUAGAUUGAGUGCAGCUGUCAGUCUGCCUGUGUGUGGGAUACAGUUGGACCGUACAUACCUUAUGGAUGAACAGGCUGAACCCAUAGUUUACACUCGGCCAAAGUCUUGUUGUGAAUCUUUCUUAGUAAGGUUGGCACAUGGGAAAUGUUACUAAAAAUGAUGUGUAAAUUAAGGUGGACUUAGCAAGGUGUUUUUUGACAGGAAGAAGUGGUAUUUGCAUUGUCUGCACUCCCUCUUGUAUCGCAAUAAACAGACACCUACUCAUUUG